Messenger RNA from Ruditapes philippinarum (Manila clam), 1151 nucleotides. RefSeq lists its product as uncharacterized. The record is from RefSeq and is a predicted model, not a curated record. The transcript is spliced from 3 exons. Bases 285 to 638 code for a protein of 117 amino acids. NCBI's taxonomy places the organism in Eukaryota, Metazoa, Mollusca, Bivalvia, Venerida, Veneridae.
AAGAAAUCGAUACUCGUCAAAGCCUGAUUAAACAACUUUACGUUUAUCAUAUUUGUAUCUGGACAUUGUAGAAACGUUUUGCUGACAUUUAUGUGCGUUUUCCAUUCGUUUUGAUUAUAGUCAGACCAAAUAAAUUACAAACUAUCAUGCUAUCACGGUAGAUUUGUAGGUUAAAUUCAAGGCUAUAUAUAGCAUCAGAACGUAAACAUUGCAAACUGACAAAUCAGAAAGCAUCAAAAGCACAUGUUCUUAGUAAACAAAUCCAUAUAUGGAAAACGGUAAACAUGAGCAAUUCUUUGACCUUGACAUAUCUGUCUGAAUGGAGAACCGCUGUCAGGUGCAAAUUGACAUGUAUUCAGCAUUUUCCAGAAGGGAAGCCGACGGAGAGUUUCCCAGAUCCAGUGCAGGCAAGUUUUUCGGAAAGACUACUCAAGGUGACUCCUGUAAGACGACCACCAAAACGCCGCCCAGAAUCAGAACCUCCAGUAUCAAGGAAAAAGAGAAAUAUACUUUCAGAAAUAUUUUCCAGUGUCAACAAUGAGAAUAUCAAUGAACAGCACAUAGAUAACUCUUCACAGUCAACAAAUGAAUUUUGUGCUGAUGUUUCUGUACAAACAGACUUUCAUCAAGGUAAUUAAUUGUUUUCACUUACAGUACAAAUUUACAGUAAACACAGCACAGUUUUGAAAGUAAUGCUUCCAUACUCUCCUUGUCCGCCUUAACUCUUAUUACGCAAAAAUCACACUUUGUGUAAGUCACAAAGUCACACCACUUUGCUCCUGACACAAGCAACUGGCCUUGAACUUGCCACCAGUAGUUAUGGCCAUUUUUCAACUAAACAUUGCCAUUUAUUUCAUGUAGGUGAAAAUCUCUUUUCUCAAAAACAUCACUUUCCAUUGCCUCUCUUAAUUUUAAGUCUCUACACCAGAAGGGACACUUAAUUUCUAACAGGCCAGAUUGACCAUUGCAGCAGACUUUCCCAUCUGGUGUAACAGCUUUACAUAGAAGAGUGGAUAUUCACCAUUAAUCCACAGUCAUGCACAUGGUUUCCUGUCAUUUUCAUAUAUUGCAUUGAAGCUACUGACUCUUUUGAUAACCCAUACUCUGUUGGACUAGAUUUAAAUGGUUUACUAUUCAAAAUACUGUCGACA